Molecule: messenger RNA, 1681 nt
Organism: Corticium candelabrum
Lineage: Eukaryota; Metazoa; Porifera; Homoscleromorpha; Homosclerophorida; Plakinidae
Exons: 2
Coding region: 548-1681 (377 amino acids)
Source: RefSeq, a predicted model, not a curated record
UGUUAGGCUCCGUUUUGUGACGGUCUUCUCUGUUUCAGAGUGCCUUUCAGAGUGCCUUUGGUCGUUCCAUUUUGGCUUCGUUUGUUGGUUUCCAGUACAUUGACAGGAAUUCAGGUGCGUUUUACGUGUGACUUGCGGUUUGUCCAGACUGCACAUUUCAACGGUCGCCGCCAUUUGAAUUUUUACCUCGAGUUGAUCGUUUUCCUGCCGUUCUCCCAUCUCAUACUCCUUCAUUAUCUUCGUCUGUUGGUUUCCUGGCAUCAAUAUCCGUGAAUUUCGCGUUUUCCGUCGAAUUCUACUUGUUUUUCACCAGAUCUAUACUAUCUGCAUUGUGACGUCACAAUCACCCCACCAAGCCAUCGACGAUCGCGAGCGUUUGACUUUGGAUUCUUUCUUUGCGCUCAACGUUUGGUUUCUGUCGUCACGUUUGACAUUGGAUUCUUUCUUUGAGCUCAACGUUUGGUUUCUGUCGUCACCCAAGACUUGCUGCUGCUGUUGCAUUCAACAUUUUCUUUCGUUGGCCUCUGUGCACAGUUUGAGGUGAAUCAUGUCUGAGUCUGGUUCUGGCUGCGUAGAGAGUGAUACCGAAGAAGAUGAUCCCCCUGACUGUAGGCGUUCUACUCAAAGUCCUAAUUCAUGUUGUCCUUUAUGUUCUCUGGUGACAAGAGACACAGUUUCGCUGUUUCAACACAUAAAUGCAAACCACAUUUGCUACAGAAAUUUCCCGGAUGUUCAGUUCUUAGAAUUCCACAACCGUCGCUUAUGUUCAGAAUGUGGCUUUGCUUAUGGUAAUCGUUUCUCAUUUUGCCGACGUUCUCUAGGUCCUGGUCGUGGUAGAUGUCGUGGUUUGAUGACCCAUCCAAGUGCAUCAUCCUGGUUGAGUCAGUGUGAAUCCACAGCUGUUAACGGUGAUAUUGGAAUUCAGAAUUCACCUGAGGUAGCUCCAACAUCAGCUUCAAGGAUUACUUCUUCAUCAGUGCCUGUAUCCUCAUCUUCUAAUUUGGUGCUCGAGGGUAUUAAAGCAGCUUCUAUGAUGUCCUAUCCAGCUGUUGGUGACAUGGAAUUGUCUGUUUUCAAUUCACUGAUGAACGAAGUUGUCACCACACCAGUUCAGACAGUUACUCAUGUCCCAAAAUCAGUUAGACCACUUCUAAGUGUGGUUUUAGCUAAAGAAUUACGGUGUGCUUGUGAGGGUGGCCUGUGGGGCUUUGCUCGCCUCUUCAUGCUGGCCAAAGCUACCCUUCGCUGUCCUCCUCGUGGUGGGAGAAAGAAAAGGUACGUUGUAAAGGAAAUUUUGUCUUCUCGCCUUCAACGUUGGUUGGAUGGAGAUAUUCUAUCACUGUGGCUGGAUGUCAAGGCUGAGACUAACCCUUGCCAUGUUUCAUUGAAUUCCUCAAAUACCGCUACCACAAAUACUCGAAGAUCAUUGAGAUUGGCUUCAGAAGGUCGAUACAGUGAUGCACUUCAGGCUUUGGGUUCACGAGGUUGUGCCUCUCAUGACAGCAGUGAAGCUUUAGAAGAGUUGGCAAAUCGACAUCCAGUUCACGAUCUUCCUGCUUGGCUAGAGGAAGUCCCACCUUCACUAGUUGUGGACUCUCAGGAGGUUAUUUCUGCAUUGGAAGCAUUUCCCAAUGGCUCAAGUCCCGGUUAUUCUCAUCUUCGAAAGCGCAGUCCUGUUUAG